This is a messenger RNA of Saccharomyces cerevisiae S288C, 1071 nucleotides long. RefSeq names its product D-xylulose reductase XYL2 (gene XYL2). Bases 1 to 1071 code for a protein of 356 amino acids. The record is from RefSeq and is marked reviewed. The transcript has a single exon. NCBI's taxonomy places the organism in Eukaryota, Fungi, Ascomycota, Saccharomycetes, Saccharomycetales, Saccharomycetaceae. Gene Ontology annotation, molecular function: zinc ion binding; oxidoreductase activity; oxidoreductase activity, acting on the CH-OH group of donors, NAD or NADP as acceptor.
AUGACUGACUUAACUACACAAGAAGCUAUUGUUCUAGAGCGACCUGGUAAAAUCACCCUAACUAAUGUCAGCAUCCCAAAGAUUUCAGAUCCUAACGAAGUAAUCAUCCAGAUCAAGGCGACAGGAAUAUGCGGGUCAGAUAUCCAUUACUAUACCCAUGGAAGAAUAGCCAAUUACGUGGUAGAAUCACCAAUGGUGCUGGGACAUGAAUCAUCAGGAAUAGUGGCCCUCAUAGGUGAGAACGUCAAGACACUUAAAGUAGGAGAUAGGGUGGCACUUGAGCCCGGAAUACCUGACAGGUUUUCACCGGAGAUGAAAGAGGGCAGAUACAACCUGGACCCCAAUUUAAAAUUUGCUGCGACACCUCCCUUUGAUGGGACCUUGACAAAGUAUUAUAAGACCAUGAAAGAUUUCGUCUAUAAACUUCCUGAUGAUGUGUCAUUCGAGGAAGGAGCACUAAUAGAGCCAUUAUCAGUGGCAAUCCAUGCUAAUAAAUUAGCAAAGAUCAAGUUUGGAGCCCGUUGCGUCGUCUUUGGAGCUGGGCCCAUAGGUUUGCUAGCCGGGAAAGUAGCCAGUGUCUUUGGUGCUGCAGAUGUUGUUUUUGUAGAUCUAUUAGAAAACAAGCUGGAAACGGCUAGGCAGUUUGGUGCCACCCACAUCGUCAACUCAGGUGAUCUCCCACAUGGCGUUACUGUAGAUAGUGUUAUAAAAAAAGCAAUCGGCAAGAAAGGUGCUGACGUUGUGUUUGAAUGUUCUGGUGCAGAGCCUUGCGUUCGAGCAGGCAUCGAAGUCUGUAAGGCAGGUGGAACGAUCGUUCAAGUUGGAAUGGGACAAGAGGAAAUACAAUUUCCCAUCUCGAUCAUUCCAACAAAAGAACUGACAUUCCAAGGCUGUUUCCGAUACUGUCAAGGUGAUUAUAGUGACUCCAUCGAGCUAGUCUCUAGCAGAAAACUCUCGCUUAAACCAUUCAUUACACAUCGCUAUAGCUUUAAGGAUGCUGUCGAGGCAUUCGAAGAAACAAGCCACCACCCGUUAAAUAAUAUCAAGACGAUCAUUGAGGGCCCGGAAUGA